Lucilia sericata (common green bottle fly) is the source of this 630-nucleotide messenger RNA. RefSeq names its product ribonuclease H2 subunit C. Bases 98 to 559 code for a protein of 153 amino acids. The record is from RefSeq and is a predicted model, not a curated record. The transcript is spliced from 2 exons. Gene Ontology annotation, cellular component: ribonuclease H2 complex. Lineage: Eukaryota; Metazoa; Arthropoda; Insecta; Diptera; Calliphoridae. Gene Ontology annotation, biological process: RNA catabolic process.
CGUUCCGCUAAAUCUAUAAAAAUAUAAACAAAACAUAAACAACUUUUGAAACACACACUUUGAAACUACGAAAAUAGUAAAAAAUCCUGAAAUAAAAAUGUCCAUUACCCUAGAAAUUAAUAAUAAACAAUUAAACUCCAACGAUAAUCAAUUAAAUUUACAUUAUCUACCCGCUAAAAUCCAAGGUGAUGGCCCGGCUAAUGUGGAAAAGUAUUUCAAUCCCUACACCCACAAGGAUCAAGGCAUUUUGUCAAAUGCCUUGCGCGGUUAUCCUUUACAGGGCGAAGUUUUAAAAGUACCCGAAGGCUUUAAAGGUUUAGUGGUGCAGGAGACGCGCAAACCCUUGGAUGAGGAAGCCGAUAGGCUGUUACGCAUUAAAGGCACGUUUGAAGAGUUCACUUACUGGAAUUAUGAUAAAAUACCUUCAGUGGCGGAUGGUUAUAAACAGGCUUUGCAAAUUUUAAAGUUGGCAGAGGAGUUAGCUGAACCUUGCACGGAGGAGGACGUUCUGAAGGAAAUGGAACAGUAUAAAGCUAAGGCGUCUAAGAAAGAAAAAUAGUUUUAAGGGAUUUGGAUUGUUAGAAGAGUAAAAUUUUGUAAUUAAAUAAAUAUUUUCUAUAAAAAUUUAAA